AUGUCCAACCUCAGAGGUCGCGGCAUAUCUAUAAGUGAUGCAAAUGAAGCGCUUGAAAAUGAGAAUAUGUUGGAAGCUUUAACCGACUUCGUAAUUAGAGCGUCAGAAAUUCUAGGUAAUUAUGUCAAGUUAAAAUAUAAUAAAAAUGAAGAAAAUAAUUAUAAUAAUGUGAAUAAUGAUGUUAUUCAGAAUGGCAAUUCAGAACUUAUUGUAACCACAGAUGAAAACGAGAGAACAUCAUUACCUUCAUCUCCUAUUUCUGAUGCAUAUUCUAUAAAUCAUUUGGAUUUAGAUGAAAAUGAAAUAAAAAAAAAUAUUGAAUUUAAGUUCCCUACUAAACCAAAAUAUAAAAAGGAUAUUUUUACAUAUUUUAAGUCCAUGUGGGAGUUGACAAAUCACAUAAAUCAAGUAUCAAUGUUUUUAACAAAAUUAUCAGUCACUUUAAAUUCCAAACCUGAUAAUUUAAUCAUAAACAAAACCAACAAUUUUGCUGAUAUUUUAAAAGCCACUUGCUCCACAACUUCCACUACACCUGUAGAUACACCCAUAGAGCUUUCAAUUACACCUCUUGAGGCAAAUAGAAUAGAUCAAAAACUAUAUGAAUUUAUUCACUAUAUACCACUUCCAGUUGAAUGGUGUACACCAGAUAACUCUGAAUAUGAAAGUGAGGAGUAUGAUAGUGAAGAUGGAGAAAUUUAA
Molecule: messenger RNA, 699 nt
Organism: Entrophospora candida
Lineage: Eukaryota; Fungi; Glomeromycota; Glomeromycetes; Entrophosporales; Entrophosporaceae
Source: the annotation of a GenBank genome assembly